Talaromyces proteolyticus is the source of this 342-nucleotide messenger RNA. RefSeq lists its product as uncharacterized. The transcript has a single exon. The coding region runs from base 101 to 322 and encodes 73 amino acids. Lineage: Eukaryota; Fungi; Ascomycota; Eurotiomycetes; Eurotiales; Trichocomaceae. The record is from RefSeq and is a predicted model, not a curated record.
CGACACUUAGCACUCAGAGCGGCACGCGGAUGGCGCGUGGGUCCUGGAAUGUGACCGGGCACAAGUAGUCACAUUACAACCUGAUAGCUGCAGUCGAGCUAUGAGAAAGGUUAUGCAAGAUAUAAUCAAUACGGAACUUGGGGUGACAUAUUUCCCGAACCGAAUUUGGAGAAUCUCUCAGCGUUAUGACCUGCAAAAUACACACCCGCUUAUUAGCUGUAGUGCUUCGGAUUUCGAAUUUGAUGACGGAUUAAGACUUGGCAAAAAAUUAGAGAAAGGAGGUUUCUUGUUGUUGACUUUGAGAACGAUGUAUGGGUUGUAAGUUUGUGCCAUCGUUAAGGC